Yamadazyma tenuis ATCC 10573 is the source of this 992-nucleotide messenger RNA. The record is from RefSeq and is a predicted model, not a curated record. NCBI's taxonomy places the organism in Eukaryota, Fungi, Ascomycota, Pichiomycetes, Serinales, Debaryomycetaceae.
GGACGUUACAACCUCAAGACCAUAAUGAGUGAAAAGAUUUACCAAGGAGAUGAUUUUGACGCCAAAGUCACCAAGCAAGUGGAAUUCUACUUUUCGGAUAGUAAUUUGCAGACUGACAGAUUCUUGUGGAAAAUUUAUGAAGCUAACGAUGGGUGGGUAGAAUUAAAGACCAUUUUGACCUUUGGUAGAAUGAGACAAUACAGACCUGAAGACAAGGUCGUUGAGGCUUUGAAAAAGUCCGAUAAGUUGGUCUUAAGUGCCAACAACGAGCUGAUUAGAAGGAAGGAUCCUUUGAAGGAAUUUAACGAGUUGAAGAACUCCAGAAAGAGAAACACUGUUCACAUUGAAGGUUUCCCUAAGACUGCUACGCAAGAAGAUUUGGAAGAUUUUUUCAACACCAAGGUGGCUGGCAACUUGCCUGAAGAAAAGGUUAUUAGUUCGAUUCGUAGAAUCAAAAACAAAAGUACUAAGGAAUUCUUUGGUGUUGUUGAUGUUGAAUUCAAAAGUACUAAAGAUGCAGAAUUUGUCUUGAAUGAAAUGGAAAUUGUCUACCCAACUGGAUUGAUUUCCAAGAAUGAUGAAGUUACCAAAAAAGAUGUUUUAAAGAAGAUGUCUCUCUUGACUUUCCAAGAAAUGAGAGAAAAUGGUAAAAGAUUUGGAAUCAACGAUGUUACUAAGAGAAAGAACAGUUUCAACUCCAACAAAGAUGUCAAAAAGUUCAAACAUGACCAGAAAAAGGCCAAAAAGGAAACUACUGAAGAACUGGUUGUGGAAGAAGAAACCACCAAGCCUGCUGGAUCAGCAGAGUCUGAAUCUGCUGAGCCAGCUGAGACCUCUGCUUCUGCUCCAACAUCAGAUGAAACCCCUGCUGCAACCGAAUCUGCCUAGUUCACAUUUAUUAUGUACAUUAUUCCGACAGCUUUCCUCCUGUAUUUAUGGGCACUAAUACACACUGGUAUUUUGUAGAAUCAUACACCAAGGUUUUUCGCAGU